AUGACUGCGGAAGGCUUGCGCACGGUCUCUCGGCCGCACGUCCCCUCGUCUUUGGUGGUGGACGAGGGGCCGAUCCUCGUCCCCUCAAGAACUGAUCUUCCUUCUUUCUUCUGUCGUACAUCAAUCUCCCAAUACUACCCUGCCAACGUGCCGUCUACAAUGCAGCUUAUCGAUAAGCCCACCAUCGCCGACCUCCAUCCCGAUCACCCACAUCGCCACCCGCCCAACCUCGGCCGUAUCGUACAGGUGAUCGGUCUCACCUGGGUAGCCAACAGCAAGUAUGACGAUAUCUGGAAACACCCCAUCAACGCCCUCCUCCUCGGCUUCAGAGAAGUGCUCCCGCCAUACUACCUCGCCGAUCCCAGCUCCAAGUCCGACAUAGAGGGACAGCGCGACCUCAGGCCGCGCAAGCGGUACCCAGCCCAUGCCUUCACGAGCGGGUCUGACGUGCUCUCACAGACCUCACCGCUAUUCUGGGCCGUCGUCGCCGAGUUUAAGACCCAGAAGAUUAGCGACACCCGCUACGAGUUCACUUUUGACAUCUGCGUCUUCUGUUGGCGGUAUGGAAGAGACCGGACCAAGUGCGGUGUCCACAAUGUUACUACGUUCGUCGACCUCGCAAUCGACCUCAUUGGGCCUCUGAGCUUCCCGGACGGGAAGGAGAUUGUUUACAAGCCGCUCGAUCUUGACCUGUUCCAGGGCAUCGAGCGGUAUCUCAUGCCUGAAGACAAGUCGACUGGUUUCACCGCUCUUUCGCCACCCACCUCCCUGCCCCGGUUGAUCAAGUCCCCGCCACCUGUCGAAGCGGAGCCGGAACCAGGGCUCGAAGAGCCUGAAGACAACGCCUUCGACCCUCCUCCGGCGAGCACCUCCCCCAGAACUGAGCGGAGGUCGCUAUCGCCCGAUACGGACCCGGAUAGCGGUGACAUCGAAAGACAAAUCAAGCGGCAACGAACUGAUACUCCGACGGGCUCACUUGACGUCCCACUGCGAAGGUCAACAGUCGGACUGGGCAUCAUCGACCUCACUGGCGACGACUCGGACGAGGAGAACGACCCAUCUCAGGGCUUUGCCGGUCAACAAAACUCGGGCUCGCCUCCGGCGGACAACAUCGAGAUGCAACCCAGGCCCGAAUACCCCGCCUUCCCUAGGCCAGCCAAGCCUCAUGCUAAGUACUGGCCUGGCUUUCCCGAGCAUCGACCCGAAGACGAAGAGCACGGAAGGGGGACAGACGCGCGGGACACGGGCAGUAUCGGUUCGACCAGCAUAUCGAGCUCGUCGACGCUCCGCCACGGUCGAGACGAGCGGGAAGACCUCAGUAACACUGCUAGUAUGAUGCGCAACGCAGAGGCAGGACCCUCUUCAGGUUGCUCAUCCGCUUCCAGAGUCGGAUCGUACAAGCCGCAAAGCACCGCUCGGUUCCACUUUAUGCCCGAUGAGCUAUCGAUCCCAGGCAGAUACAAUCGGAAGCCCAAGGCGUCUACAGUGAGCCGCCCGGCAGCUCGACUCGCAAGCCCGCCGGAACUGCCUGGCCCUGCUGUCGCCUCUCGGGCAAACGCGUACGGCUCGAGGCUGCUGCAGCGCCCGUCAUCACCUCCCCGAGAGCUCGACGCCGACCCCAUCGAUAGGCGCAUCGAGGACAUGCUUUUCGGAUCCGCUCGUCCCGUUAACAGAACGGACUGUACGGACAAGGCUCGGCUCUCUCCUGAGACCGCAGCGCCAGCAGUGACAGUGGAAGCUCAGAAUGAGGAGCUGCGGGAGAAGAACAAGACCAUCGCCACCCUGCGCUCCAAAGCCGCCAAAUCCAAGCUGUCCCUCCAACAAUACCGCGCGGCCUCUCGUAUCAAAGACCUCCGUAUCAACGAGCUUCGGACCGCUCCAGAGACAAGGGCCUCCUUGGCAGGACGGCGGGAAUACGACUUUGGCCUACCGAAGCAGCCAGUUUCAGGGCUCGCUUCAGACCAGCAGAAGCGUUGGGAUCAGCUCAACGCGAGGGAGACUAGCAGAGAACAGAGAGUGGCAGUCAUGCAAAGUGAUCAGUAUAUGUCCAAGCUUUGUCUCAUUCCAGCCGACCUCACUGUAUAUGAUCCUGCUCAGACGCUCGAGUGUAAUUGGACUUCAAAUCCAGGGUCCGGAUCCACCAGUCGGGCUCUUUGGCGACUCUCUCUCUGGCAUCCCGGUUAUUACGUUCUCUGCUUGCAACUUAAGCUCUUGACAGGGGACAUCCGCUCCCAAGUGAACUUGUCUCAUCGCUGCGGCCUGCAACGCCACAAUCAUGGCCGCUCCUACUUAGCCGCAGGACGGCCACCCCUGCUAAUUGGCACGCCUCACCUCCUGACUCCGAUCUUUGUCUCGCUAGAAGGUAGCUUGACCUUGUCCAUUGCGGGCAGUGGCCGCUCUGUUCCGCAACUUCUUGGUCGCACGGCAGGCGCCAUUGAGCUGUGUGCCUCAUUCCCACAAACCUGGCCGGGUAACGUCACUUGUGGUCGCGCUGAAGAGGCACCAAACUCUAAGCCUCGCCUAGGCCGAUGGAGCACCUUGUUCCUCUUCCCUUGCGGCACUUGA
Dioszegia hungarica is the source of this 2565-nucleotide messenger RNA. RefSeq lists its product as uncharacterized. The transcript is spliced from 8 exons. The record is from RefSeq and is a predicted model, not a curated record. Bases 1 to 2565 code for a protein of 854 amino acids. Lineage: Eukaryota; Fungi; Basidiomycota; Tremellomycetes; Tremellales; Bulleribasidiaceae.